This is a messenger RNA of Teleopsis dalmanni, 1051 nucleotides long. RefSeq names its product tyrosine-protein phosphatase vhp-1-like. Gene Ontology annotation, molecular function: MAP kinase tyrosine/serine/threonine phosphatase activity; protein tyrosine/threonine phosphatase activity. Gene Ontology annotation, cellular component: cytosol; cytoplasm. The record is from RefSeq and is a predicted model, not a curated record. Gene Ontology annotation, biological process: negative regulation of MAPK cascade; protein dephosphorylation. The annotation marks the transcript as partial. The transcript has a single exon. Lineage: Eukaryota; Metazoa; Arthropoda; Insecta; Diptera; Diopsidae.
UUUGCAGAAGAUGCACGCAAGACAGGUUCCCGUGUAUUACUGCAUUGUCAUGCUGGUAUCUCACGUAGUGCUACCAUCGCUAUCGCCUACGUUAUGCAGUACAAAUCGUUAUCACUACUUGAGGCAUAUAAACUGGUUAAAGUGGCACGACCAAUCAUAUCACCAAAUCUUAAUUUCAUGGGUCAACUUUUAGAAUUGGAACAGAAUUUAAGAUUAAGCGGUGUGUUAGCACCACUUUCGCCUGCUGCAGUCUCACCAGCAAUUAUAUCUAGUCAUGUUUUAGAUGAAGACGAAAUAAGAAAAUCGAAAUCAGAUAGUGAAGCUAUGGAUGAAGAUUGCUAUGCAGAAACAGAAGAAGAGAACAGUAAUAGCGGUAGCAGUAAUUGCUCGUCACGGCUAACAUCACCGCCUAUUACACCUGAAGAUGAAACACCCUGCACCUCAGCAGCAGCUGCAGCAGCUUGUUCACCAUCGUCAUCAUCUGCAUGUUCCUCAACGUCGUCGUCGUCAUCGUCGUUUCUCAGUACCAGUCGUUUAUCGAGAUUUAAACGCAACUCACCUGCCAAACUCAGAUUAAAUCUAGAAUCGACUUUCGCACCAAUACCCAAAUCGUUAUCCUGCAUAUCAAUACACAACACAAGCAUUAGCCCACAAAGUCGGGAUGCGCCCAUUGGCACUCCAAGCUGUGAAACAACGACUAUACCCACAUUGAUGGAUCACGAAAAUAAUAUCGUUGCUGCUACACAAUAAAAAAAAAAACAACAACAACAAUAACACAUUUAUACAAAUUCAAAGUUAAAAAUUGCUGUGAAUAUUUUUAUUAGAGAUUUUUUAUUAACGAGAAUUAAUAGUGUGGCAUAAAUAUAUACUAGAACUAUUACUUAUAUAGAUUAUAUGUAUGCAUAUGCGUAAUUUUUAACUUUUUAUAUAUACAUAUAUAGGGUAUAUAUGUACGACAUGAUGUACGCUGAUUUCAAAUUGUAGGGUACUUUAAAAACCUAAAGGCCGCAAAAUUUUUAUCUACAAAAAAUGAAAAUUAUUAAUUACAAAA